GAUGCGCGGUAGGUAGAGGCGGGGUAGAUAGAGGCGGGGUAGAUAGAGGCGAGGUAGAGAUUUCAGGGUGUCGACCCACCCGCUCUGUCCCAGACACCCUGCUGGCAGUGAGACGAGCACACCGCUCACACACCUGUGGACUUCCAAUGGCGACUGGCAGACUCCCUUUUGUCUUGGUCUUGCUGGGCUGCCUAUUACGAGUGACUCCGUCAGCAUCUGCCGCCUUCAGCUGUGGUACCCAGGAUCUGGGCUUCUACCCGCACCCGACUUCCUGCACCCAGUUCUUGGGUUGCGUCUAUGGGCAGCAGUACACCAUGCACUGCCCCUCGGGACUCAACUUUAACCCCACCCUUCACCUGUGUGACUGGCCGGACAACGCCGGGUGUGUGGUGCCACCCGCCCCACAAACCCAGAUCUCGCCGUGCACUGGAUGUGACCUUUCCAGUCUCUGCCCCUCUCACGUGACCUAUUACCAGUUUCCCGAUUGGACAGACUGCACCGCCUACUACAUAUGUACGAGGGGCGUGGUCUCGAGAGUGACGUGCCCGUCUGGUCUCUACUAUCACUUCCUUCAGUGGAGCUGCGCACAACAGGAAGACGCGCCAUGUUUCCAGGCCUGAUCACGUGAUUGACCCUCGGACAACAAAUACAAGACCAUGGAUGUGUAUAGGUGGAUGGCUACCGAGACCAACGCUUAGCCUCUUGCGAAGUUCUCCCCUGUUAGUCUCGGCGAGCCUAAACAAAGAAUGUGACUAAACCGGAAGCUUUGUAUACACCA
Pomacea canaliculata is the source of this 778-nucleotide messenger RNA. Its product is annotated as peritrophin-1-like. The record is from RefSeq and is a predicted model, not a curated record. Lineage: Eukaryota; Metazoa; Mollusca; Gastropoda; Architaenioglossa; Ampullariidae. The transcript has 3 exons. Bases 147 to 620 code for a protein of 157 amino acids. Gene Ontology annotation, cellular component: extracellular region. Gene Ontology annotation, molecular function: chitin binding.